CUUCCUUUUCCCACCCACCCUUAGCAGCUCUCAACCUAGAGGGCGGAGAGAGGUGGCAUUUGAGUCCUCCGGUAUCCCAGCAGGCAGUGCAGCCUAGAGACGCUGACAAAGGACCAGAGGAGCAGUCGCGGCUGCUUUCCUAGGAGCGGGUGUUGCCGAGAUUGCCAAAAUGCUUUGGAGUUUUUAACUGACUUAAGGAAAGUCCAAAAUAGAUUUGAGACUGUAAAAACAGAAGCUGCAGCAAGGGGGAUUCAGUGCCAAUGCAUCAACAAAAAAGACAGCUAGAUUUAGUGGAAGGAAAUCUUCCUGUUUUUGUGUUUCCCACAGAACUAAUAUUUUAUGCAGAUGACCAGUCAACACAUAAGCAAGUGUUGACUUUAUAUAAUCCCUAUGAGUUUGCCUUAAAGUUCAAAGUUUUGUGUACUACUCCAAAUAAGUAUGUUGUCGUUGAUGCUGCAGGUGCGGUAAAGCCUCAGUGUUGUGUGGAUAUUGUGAUUCGUCAUAGAGAUGUUCGAUCUUGUCACUAUGGUGUAAUAGACAAAUUCCGUCUCCAAGUUUCUGAACAGAGCCAGAGGAAGGCUUUAGGAAGGAAAGAGGUUGUGGCUACUCUUCUCCCUUCUGCAAAAGAGCAACAAAAGGAAGAAGAGGAAAAAAGAAUAAAGGAACCAUUAAGCGAAAGUUUAUUUUUUGAACAGUCUUUUCAACCAGAAAACAGAACAGUCUCCUCAGGACCUAGUUUACUAACUGUCUUCCUGGGAGUGGUGUGCAUUGCAGCUCUGAUGCUUCCUACACUGGGGGAUAUGGAAUCGCUGGUGCCUCUCUACCUCCACUUAAGUGUGAAUCAAAAAUUAGUGGCUGCUUACAUCUUAGGUCUUAUCACAAUGGCUAUACUUAGAACAUGAGCAAGGAAUUCAAUUGACUUCUGAAGUAAAUUUAUCUUGAAAAUAUGAAUGUGGACUGCCUUUUAUCUCUAUUUCACUCCAUUAAUAUGCUACAAACUAUUGAAUGAUUUACAGUGAUUAUAAAUAUAUAAUAUAUAUUUUAAAUUACUUUAUAAUUUUAUUCAAAGGACUCCAGCACAUUAUGUUAAAAAAAAACAGGAUGCUUCUGAGUGACACUUAGGGAAUUCUUUGAAGAAAUUCUUUUUAUAUCUAAACCUAUUGUGCAAAAGACUUUAAUUAAAACAUUUGUUAUUUUCUCAUCUUUUUUCUAAUUCAGUUUAAAUUUGUUAGGCUCAUGUGUCCUUCAAAGUUAAAGGCCUAAAAUGGCAAACUGACUAGCCUAAAAAUAAAAUUACAUUUAUUUCCUAGCUACGAACAUCAGCGUUACCAUGUAAAUUAUACCUUGGCCUCUAUCAUUAUAAACAGUUGCCAUGGUGUUUCUAAAAUAAGAGUUUUACAGUUAAUGUGUGGAGAGUUUUUUAAAACAUGAAGUACUGAGGAAUCAUGCUUAUUCUAGGGCUCACAGAGGACAGGACAUAUUUAAUUCAUCUUCUGAAUUACAGAAUAGGUCCUGGUCCAGACACUAAUCAUGUUGGGUUAUUUUAAACCUCAUAAAAGUAGGGUGACGUCUCUAUUUGGUCUAAGAAAUCUAAAGGAAGAUAAGCAUGUGUUUAGUUGGUUCACCUUGGCUUUACCUCUAGAUAAUGCUUUAUGUUAAUAGGAGGAAAAAUCUCUUUUAUUUUUUUCUCCCCAGCCCCUUGCCUGAUUGUAAGUGACUAGUCCAGAUUGGGAUUACCAAAUGCCAGGUGGCUUAUGUGGAGAUGAUUUUUCACCUUUAAACCCUAAGCCAAGUACAGAAAAUCCUUGAUAUCUGUGUCUAUUUUAUAUCAGUCACUGAGACAUUUUUUAAGUUUAUAUUUAUUAUUAAAACAACUUUAUGAAAAAGUCCCCAAAGCACAACUAUUUACAUUUCUUUAUAGCCUCUUCUGAUCUCUAACAUAUAUAUGCAGUUUUAACUGUUAUUGUCAUACUUAGGAUUUUUAUCUGAGAGCACAAUGCAUUAAGAGUCUCUUGAAAUUCAUUUUUCAGAUCUUUUUACAGAAUGAACUUAUGCACUGCUACUGUAGUAUUCUCAAGGAGUAUAUGUAAACAUAAAUUGUAUGCCUGAGAUUGGUUUUUGCAGAAAAACAGUACUUUGCUUCUAAACUAAAAGCUUUUACAUGUACUCUUUCAUAGAAAAUCCUGAUUGGUUUAACCAUGUGCGGAGCAUAAAUCAUUAAAUGGAUCAUGUCUGUACAUUGUGUAAUGAAUGAAAAGCACAUAAAUGUCAAUGUAAUCUAUUUUGGACUUCGUGAAAAGUAACUUGUUUGGAGGCUAUCCUUGUUUCUCUGUCCAUCUCAAGUCCUGUGUGUGUGUAAGUGUGUGUGUGCACGUGCAUGUGCACGCAUGUGUGUGUGUGUGUGUGUGUGAUAACACAUUGUAAAAAAAAGAAAUUACUUUAAAAAAAUAAAAGAAAAUGGAGACCCAAGUUUCA
Messenger RNA from Miniopterus natalensis, 2475 nucleotides. The record is from RefSeq and is a predicted model, not a curated record. Lineage: Eukaryota; Metazoa; Chordata; Mammalia; Chiroptera; Miniopteridae.